Messenger RNA from Penicillium cataractarum, 1140 nucleotides. Its product is annotated as esterase/lipase family protein. NCBI's taxonomy places the organism in Eukaryota, Fungi, Ascomycota, Eurotiomycetes, Eurotiales, Aspergillaceae. The record is from RefSeq and is a predicted model, not a curated record. Bases 1 to 1140 code for a protein of 379 amino acids. The transcript is spliced from 5 exons.
AUGAGAGGUGUAGCUAGGAUAAAACGAUUCCUACGCCUGCCACGAACCCCGACCAGAGAUCAGGACGGUACACCCGAGCGACUAUCAAGAAAGGCCUUUCCUGCCGGGCUCAAACUGCUUUACAGCCCAAAUGAUGGGACAAUAGAGUUAGACGUCAUCUUUGUCCAUGGCCUAACCGGCGAUCGUGAAGCGACAUGGACCGCCCGUGGAGCGACUGAUCCUUGGCCCAAAACCCUCCUCCCAACCAUGCUUCCGACAGCCCGGGUCCUCACUUUCGGAUACGAUGCGUAUGUUGCAGACUGGAGAGGCGUAGUGUCGCAAAGUCUUAUCGCUAACCAUGCGUGGAAUCUACUCACUUCUCUUGCAUCAUACCGAGAGAACGACCGCACAAACGAACGGCCGAUCGUAUUUGUAUGCCAUAGCUUAGGGGGACUGGUUUGCGAGGAUGCCUUAUUCACGUCAAAGCAACGACCGGAACCACAUCUCCAUAAAAUUCUUCGUUCCACCCUCGGUAUCAUCUUUUUCGGAACACCGCACCACGGAGCAGGUCUUGCUAAAUGGGCCGAAGUCGUCUCCCGAUCAAUCGGCCUCAUCAAAAAGACGAAUCCCAAUAUCAUCGAGGUCCUAAGACGCGAUUCUGAAGUGCUUGCGCGUAUUCAAGACGGAUUUCACACAAUGGUCAAAGCGCGAAAUCUGGUAGAACCGCCGCCGAUUGAGGUCACUUGCUUCUAUGAAGAGCUACCUGUGCUUGGAUUUGGGUUAGUUGUGCCACAAGAUUCGGCCAUCCUGCCAGGUUAUAUUCCUAUCGGAAUCCACAGCAACCAUAUGGAUAUGACGAAGUUCGCCAAUGUCGAUGACCCUGGAUUUGUGGCUGUUUGUGGAGAGCUGCGUCGGUGGAUUAGAGAAACGGUUGCAAACAAGAAACGCCAAACUAAUCCAAAUUCGAAUCCGUCACUUGCUGAGCAGCCAAGUCUUGCAGCCAACCAGUACGGUGAUAAUAAUCGCCAGUAUAAUCAUUUGGGUGAAGGGGUGCAGAAGAUCGUUGACGGCCAUUAUUUUGAGGCACACGGGAACCAGACUUUCGGUACGGUACCGCCCAAGGAGACUUCAUUAGUAAGAGACCAGAACUCCUUGGCCUAG